Molecule: messenger RNA, 429 nt
Organism: Manduca sexta (tobacco hornworm)
Lineage: Eukaryota; Metazoa; Arthropoda; Insecta; Lepidoptera; Sphingidae
Exons: 3
Coding region: 110-424 (104 amino acids)
Molecular function (GO): protein binding
Source: RefSeq, a predicted model, not a curated record
AUUUACUGGAUACUGUAACAUUAGCAACAAUCAAAGAAUAACUAGAUUAGGCGGCUGGGGAAGAAAAUAUAGCGGAGUGCUACUGGACCGAGAAAACACUAGGAGCAGAAUGAGCAGCUUAGAGACCACACCAAGUUACAAACGAUAUUCCUCGAGGUCUAUGUCGAGAUCUCGCUCUAGUUGUAGCAGAAGUCCCCCUAAGGUAGAGGAUGUGGUGGUAGCGGCUACGGAUUACACCGCGACCGCUGAUGACGAGGUGUCACUCAAGUCGGGUGACAUUGUUGAGGUUCUCGACAGCAAAUCCGCUCUUGGAUCCAAGUACAGAGGGCGUGUCUAUUGUUACGAGAAUCAUUUCUUCCAAACCAGAGGUCCGUCUCUGGACUAUGUGUUUAGUGUGCCCACAUACAAAAUGUACUAUUACUGAUUGAA